UUGACCCACGCUUACGGAGAGACGUGACACUCCCGAGAAACAAAUACAAAAGAAAUUAUGGCUCGUACCAAGCAGACCGCUCGUAAAUCCACCGGAGGAAAGGCGCCUAGGAAGCAGCUGGCUACCAAGGCCGCCAGGAAAAGUGCGCCCUCUACCGGUGGAGUGAAGAAACCCCACAGAUACAGGCCUGGUACUGUUGCUCUUCGUGAGAUCCGUCGGUACCAGAAGUCUACUGAGCUGCUCAUCAGGAAGCUGCCUUUCCAGCGUCUUGUCAGAGAAAUUGCUCAGGACUUUAAGACUGAUCUGCGUUUCCAGAGUGCAGCUAUUGGCGCCUUGCAGGAAGCCAGUGAAGCUUACUUGGUUGGACUUUUUGAGGACACCAACCUGUGUGCAAUUCACGCAAAGAGGGUUACCAUCAUGCCCAAGGACAUUCAGCUGGCCAGGCGAAUUAGGGGAGAGCGGGCAUAAAUGAUUGGAUUUUAUCUUUUUAGAGGGGGGUGGUGGGGGUGGGACUGACUGGGGUUGUUUUCUACAUCUUGAACUAUACCAGCAUGUGUACCACUUUAUGAUUUGUAGAUUCGGGCAUGUUUUUGUUUUUUAACUUGGUCUCCAGCUCAUUUCACUUUCUCCCUGUCAUUCUCUGUAGAAUAGAGCUUCAUCUGUAAAUUCUGAACAAACUGUUCAACUGCCUCUCAGGUUUGAACUAUCUUAGACUCUGUACCAUAAUCCUGUGUGUGCAUGUCAUAGGACUACUUGUCGUGCUGUAAAUAAACUUUCCGCUACCUCAAA
Messenger RNA from Sphaeramia orbicularis (orbiculate cardinalfish), 789 nucleotides. It is a transcript of the gene h3f3d, whose product is annotated as H3 histone, family 3D. Lineage: Eukaryota; Metazoa; Chordata; Actinopteri; Kurtiformes; Apogonidae. Gene Ontology annotation, cellular component: nucleosome. The transcript has 4 exons. Gene Ontology annotation, molecular function: protein heterodimerization activity; DNA binding; structural constituent of chromatin. The record is from RefSeq and is a predicted model, not a curated record. Bases 58 to 468 code for a protein of 136 amino acids.